AUGAAAAGCUCGAGCUUCAGUCUUCUUGGACUGGCGUCCUUGGUCUCGGCCUACGCCGAGCAACCUUACUAUGCAAAUUUGACAUGGGAGGCUCCUCGGACCUUGUCAAAUUGGUCCAACCUUACGGUUGAAACCCAGACAGGAACUUUCAUCGGAAUGCUGAACGAUACUUACCCCAACGUUCGGCAAUUCCUCCGUGUCCCUUAUGCCAAGCCUCCAAUUGGGGACCUUCGCUGGAUGCCGCCUCAGAAACCAGGAAAGUCCAACAAAACGAUUGACUCAACUUUUUACGGACCAGCUUGCCCGCAGUAUGUCCCCGACACAUGGAGCUUCUGGAAUGCAUACGAGCCGCCUAACCUUCUCGUCAACGUCGGCGAAAAGCUUGACCAGGGCUCAACCGCCUGGUCUUCUGCUGAAGAUUGCCUAUCGAUGGCAGUAUGGACUCCUGCAUAUGCUAAUAAAACCUCCAAGCUCCCUGUGUCCUUGUUUGUUACUGGUGGAGGUGGUAUCACUGGAGCGAUUCAGAUUCCUUCUCAGCUACCAGCUCACUGGGUAUCGCGAUCUCAGGAACAUAUCACAAUCACUAUCAACUAUCGAGCGAAUAUUUUUGGAAACCCAAAGUCGAGGGCGCUGGAGGACACGUCUCUCACUCUCCUAGAUGUGAGAGCUGCGGUAGAAUGGGCCUACGAACAUAUUGAAGCAUUCGGAGGAGACAAGGAUAACAUCAUGCUUUGGGGUCAAUCUCAAGGUGGCAUUCUCACACAUUUGUAUACACUUGCCUGGCCUGAGAAUCCUCUUGUCGCGAAGUUUGGUGUGAUUUCACAAGGUGCUUCAGCCACAUUAAAUCUUUCAACAGUCGACGACGUCUAUCAGGAUUUCGAUAUUGUUGCGAAGGGUCUCGGCUGCAACUAUGGUGACGACGCAAAGGCUGAGCUGGAGUGCAUGCGCCAGAUCUCCUGGGUCCAGAUUGAAGAGUAUAUCAAUCGCUACAACUCCACCCCUGCCAUCGCUUUCACGAACUACAUGCCUGACGAAAAAUACAUCUUCUCGGAUGAAGCUGCUCGAUAUGCUAAAGGAAAGGUUGCACGAGGUCCAGCGAUCCGAUCUGACACUGCUAGAGAGUUCCCAAGCACCAAUACCACCGCAGUCAAUGAAGAACAGAAGACGGCAGACUGCUUAGCUCUGUCGGAUUCCAAAAUGCGUCAAUCCAUUGGCCUUGAGACUCACCGGUACUACUGGGCUGGAAACUUUACCAACAUCAGUCCCGUACCCUGGCUCGGUGCGUUCCACUGGACGGAUCUAUUUAUGAUUUUUGGUACCUACAUGUUGGAUGUCGGUAAUGUCAGCCAACUUGAGGUCGACACUUCGGAGACUAUGCAGGAUAUUUUCCUGGACUUCCUGAAAAACACUUCGACAUUCAGUAAGGCUGCAAACUGGCCAGCUUUCAACGCGAGCAAACCCAACGGAGGUGAUAUCAUGGAAUUCGGAAACGGCACUACAAAGAAGAUCGUUGCCGGGGACUGGAUUGAUGCAGGUUGCUAUAACUCCUCAAUUCCAUUCAGAAUUGAUGGAUGA
Messenger RNA from Penicillium pulvis, 1575 nucleotides. RefSeq names its product alpha/beta-hydrolase. NCBI's taxonomy places the organism in Eukaryota, Fungi, Ascomycota, Eurotiomycetes, Eurotiales, Aspergillaceae. The coding region runs from base 1 to 1575 and encodes 524 amino acids. The record is from RefSeq and is a predicted model, not a curated record. The transcript is spliced from 7 exons.